GGCCUCUCUUGUAGGACCCUCCUCCUAGGGCAAUGGUCAUUUCACCGUCGGUUUGCAGUGAGCGGUGGCCCACGCAUACCAGAGGCAUGGCAGCCGGCAUAGAUUCGUUAAGUCGGUGCCUAGAGCGCUAUCUACCUGCAGAGCAACUCGGAGAAGUGAAGCGGAUACUCUACGGGGAACACGUCAGGCCACUGGAUUUGCCUUCUGUUGCUACAUCAGCAGCUGCUGAAAGGAACUUUGAACUACUGGGCUAUGGAUUUCAAGCUGAAUCAGAACAAUUGAGGCAGCCACGUGUUGUCCGGGUGGGAUUGAUUCAAAAUAAAAUUCCACUCCCCACAGAUGCACCCGUUGCUGAGCAGGUAGCUGCCCUGCACAAGCGCAUAGAAGAGAUUGUGGAGGUGGCAGCAAUGUGCAAGGUGAAUGUAGUCUGUUUCCAGGAAGCCUGGACAAUGCCUUUUGCUUUCUGUACAAGAGAGAGGCUUCCUUGGACAGAGUUUGCUGAAUCAGCAGAAGAUGGCCCAACAACAAGAUUCUGCCAGAAGCUAGCCAAGAAAUACAAUAUGAUUGUGGUGUCUCCAAUCCUGGAAAGAGAUGAUGUUCAUGGAGGAACUCUGUGGAAUACUGCAGUGGUAAUUUCAAACUCUGGUGCUGUCCUUGGAAAAAGCAGGAAGAAUCACAUCCCACGGAUUGGAGACUUUAAUGAGUCAACCUACUACAUGGAAGGGGACAGAGGACAUCCAGUGUUCCAGACUCAGUUUGGAAAAAUUGCUGUCAAUAUUUGCUUUGGGCGCCAUCAUCCCCUCAACUGGCUCAUGUACAGUUUGAAUGGAGCAGAGAUAAUCUUUAAUCCUUCUGCAACUAUUGGGAAACUGAGUGAAUCUUUGUGGCCCAUUGAGGCAAGAAACGCCGCCAUUGCUAACCAUUGCUUCACCUGUGCCAUCAACCGAGUAGGAACGGAACUUUAUCCAAAUCCCUUUACAUCAGGAGAUGGAGGAGAUGCUCAUCAUGAUUUGGGUCAUUUUUAUGGCUCAAGCUAUGUGGCCUCCCCAGAUGGGAGUCGAACCCCUGAACUUUCCCGCACCCAGGAUGGCCUUUUGGUGGUUGAGAUGGACUUAAAUCUUUGUAGGCAAGUUGGUGACAAAUGGAAUUUUAAGAUGACCGGGAGGUACGAGAUGUAUGCCAAGGAACUUGCUGCAGUAGUACAGCCUAACUUUGUACCUAAUGUUAUCCAUGAGUGAUUUUUCUUUGGAGCAAUUUUUUCUUUACCUACUCACAUGGAGUAGGGGAAGUAUACUUCCUUUUCUCUUUCAGACAUGAUCUCUGUCUCUUGGUAACAUUCCUCCAGGGAGAAUGCCUCAAAAGGCAUGAAUCAGUUAGCUAAUAGCAAUCUUGACUCCCACUCCAUUUGAAUGGAAGGUGCAUCCCUAUGCAACACAGAAUACUUUCAAAAACAUCUUCAGACAGCUGGCAUGAAAGUCUUCUCACCAUUUUCAAAGGAGCCCCAUUGUGAACUGUAGGGCCUGUUCAGUCAUGUUGCAUUUUUUAUACAAGGUCCAUAGGCUUUUAAAAUAUGUAUAAAGGUAAAGGUAGUCCCCUGUGCAAGCACCGAGUCGUUACCAACCCAUGGGAUGAUGUCACAUCAAGACGUUUUCAUGGCAGACUUUUACAGGAUGGUUUGCCAUUGCCUUCCCCAGUCAUCUACACUUUACCCCCAGCAAGCUAGGUAUACUGUGGUUUUAAAACCACCGUUGUUUAGGGCAGCUUCAAAGAAAUGUUUUGAUCUAGGGUUGCCUGAAGGAUAGAAGGUAGGGUUGCCAGUGACCUGGAGGGAGAAAGAAUAUCUUCCCCUUUUAAAAAAGCUCCAUGUUCAGAAAUAGACAGUUGAAGCUUUUUCAUGGCACAGAGGUAACUAACAUCACCUGAUAAAUAAUAAUUUGAAAAAGGGCAGGACAUUUUUCUUCUUGUAGUUGGAGGGCUGGAAGCUUACAAUGGAACAGGUUUUUCAAAUGUUUCACAUAAUAGCCCUAAUCAGCCUUUGAUCACUGGCCUACGUAACUCAGUUUUGUUGUUUAGUUGGCAGUGGUUCUCUGGCAGUUUUCUCAAAACAUGCCAUCCAAAAGACUUCUUUAAUUUAAUAUUCAGUUUUUGCUUGCCAAGCAGGUGCUCAGAGGUAACUAAAAUCACCUGGUAAAUCAUAUUUUAUAAAAAGGCAGGAGAUUGCCCCCCCACCUCAAUUGUUGGAGGGCUGGAAGCUUAUAAAGGAAAAGUUUUUUCACACGUUUCACAUAAUGGCCUUAAUCAGCCUUUGACCACUGGUCUAUGUAGUUUUGUUCUGAUUAGUUGGCAGUGGCUCUCUGGUGGUUUUCUCAAAACAUGCUAUUCAAAAGCCUUCUUUAAUUAGUAAUCAGUUUUUGCAUGGCAAGGAGGUGCAUUAUGAGAGCCAUGGCUCCUCCCCAGUUUUAAUGAAAGGUUUUUACCCACUUGGGGAGCCCCCACCUCAUCCUUCCUCAGCAGAGUAUCUAAAGUGAAGACAAAAGGGAGGCACCUACUCCAUAAAUAAAACCUCAUCAGGAUCAAAGUGAAGACUGUGCAGUGCUGAUGACCUGCAGCAGCUAGAAAUGGGGGCUGCAUCUGUGUAUACCUUGUGGAAUGUUUCUGCUACAGCUUUCUAAAAGUGAUACAAAAGCCAUUUAAAUGACCUGUGUAAAUUACAUAUCCCCUCGAUUCUUCCUGUCCUCUACCCGAUGAGGUACUUGGUGCUGAAGACUGAAUUUUGAAGUUUCCUUUUUAGAAACUAUUCACCACUGUGAAGCCUUUCAGCUUCUCUGAAAGAAGGAAGCGGCAUGCAUUUUGCUCUUGGAUUACAACUUAAACCUUUAUUGAGAGUGAUUUAAUUACAAAGUAUAUUUUCCAUAUAAAAUUUCUCUAUGUAAAAUAUUCCUUUUAUUAUGGACAAGAGUGAAUGAAGGCCUGUUGUAACAAAUAAUUUGUUUGAAUUCAGCAACCCAAUAACAAGAAAAGAGUGAGGUUUAGAUCUGUUUCCUAACUCAGGAUCGCCUUUGAUUUUGCACUGAAUCCAUUGCUUGCUUUUUUAGGCUUGUACCUGGUGUAUGCUUAAGAGACCUUAAUGGUGGAAGUGCACAUUCAGCUUUCUUUGUACAAUGCAGAAACGAGUUUGCUGCUUGUACCCUCCCCAGUAGUAGCUUCUGUUCUGUUAUUAAGCCACUAUCUGAAGAGAGGGGUUUUUGUUUUAACUGGCUGUAAAGGCCAAUCUUCCAGGGUCACUUCCUUCAUCACAUCAAGGAAUGAGGUAGUCAUAUCUACCAAUAAUUCAUCAUACAUCUCUUGGCUUAUGUGAAAGGUCUGAGUAAGAAUCAGCAAGCAAUUCUACUUAUAUUAACAAGUGCAUUUAAAUCCUGCAUCUUUUACAGUGCUAGGACUCCUGUCUAGGGAUAUGCAUUCAGUUCAGCUCAACUGAAUACAACCCCGAAUAACAACUGAUUUGGCUGUAUUUGGCUCUGUAUAUAGAUGAAUCAGAUUCUCUGAUCUGAUUCAGCUGCUGAAUACAGCAAUGCCAAAAACUACUGAAUCUAUUCAGCAACUAUUUCUCUCCAUUAUACCCUAUGGGCCAUUGAAGUCAGUGGCAAAAUAGGGUAUAAUGAAUGGGGGGAAGGGAUUUGAGGGAGAGGCACCAAAUUUGCAGGCGACUGCAGGAGCCUCUCCCCCAGAGAACCCCAAGUUUCAAAAAGAUUGGACCCCAAAGUGGUUGUCCCCAUUCCUCAUUGUUUCCUAUGAUGGGGAAAACUUGUAAAUGUAGGCAGCAGUCAGAUUCUCCUAGAGAAUCAAUUCAGUGGAAAGUCAACUGUGGUGAGGAUGCUUGUUUGCAAGGUGCAUAACAAUGCUAUGUGCCCAGCAGAACAAGUGCUACUGUGGCAGUGCCAGUGCCACACACACAGGACUUUAGUUCAAAUCAGGUUUGUAAUUCAGAGAGAUUCUCAGAUUUGAACUACAGUCCUAUGUGUGUGGCUACCAAAUCUGAUAUUCAGAGAUAUCCCUCCCCUCCCCCCCAAAAUUUUGCCCCCCAAAUCUGAAUUCUACCCAAUUUUUUUCCCACAUCCCUACUCCUGGACUUUAAAAUAAAAAAAUGGCCCUUUAGUAUUAUUAGCCUUAAAAGACUUCAGCAAUGCCUUAAGCAAAAAUGACUAUUUUCCCCUUUACUGUUGAAAGUAUACACCAUUUUAACUAACAAAGCAUAAAUGAUAUUAGAAGACCGUCCUUUUGCCUGUUGUAGUUUUCAGAUCCUGCCCUCCCUGCAAUUCCCUUUGCUCUCCUUGCCCCCUCAAACUCCUUGUGAGCAGUCUCUUAAUAGAAGAGCUGUAGGUAAGACAAGGAAUUCAGAAAACCCAAGUGACACAGAACUCUUUGGAUCCUGCCAUAAAAGGUCACAACAGCAGGAGAGAAAUGUUUACCCUUUUCUUAAGGUUUUUGCUUCUAGUGCAAUGGGGUUCUUUGUUUUUUCCAGAUUAUUUAGAGCACUUGUCUUACCACAUUCACUUUCUGGGGUGGAUAAGAUUUUGAACCCAAACAACAUGGCACUUAAUAGCACACACUUCUUUAAAAAUCUACAAGUGAAGCUUUGCCACUGGUGUCUCCCUAUUUCAGUUGUCUCUCAUUGCCAGAAUUUUGUUUUUUCUUCACUGGCUAAUGUGUCACCACCAAUUCUCUGUAUUUGCAAUACUUUCAAAUAAAGUACACAGUGGGUUAUGCUGUA
Molecule: messenger RNA, 4771 nt
Organism: Heteronotia binoei (common prickly gecko)
Lineage: Eukaryota; Metazoa; Chordata; Lepidosauria; Squamata; Gekkonidae
Gene: UPB1
Product: beta-ureidopropionase 1
Exons: 10
Coding region: 33-1238 (401 amino acids)
Molecular function (GO): beta-ureidopropionase activity
Source: RefSeq, a predicted model, not a curated record